GCCACCGUCUCGUCGGGGCCCGCGGACGACGCGGCCGCUCGGGGGGACAUGUCCGGCGGCCGCAGGAGGGGCAGCGCCCCCUGGCACAGCUUCUCCCGGUUCUUCGCUCCGCGGAACCCUUCCCGGGACAAGGAAGAGGAAGAGGAGGAGAAGCCGGGGACCGGCCAGCCGACCAGCGCGAGUCGGGGCGCCUCCAGUGUUGAAAAUGAACCCCUGAGCUCACCCCAGAAAAAGGGAAAUGCGCCUUCAUCAGAAGCAGUAAAGAUUCCCCAAGGUGAGGACAGAAGGAACCAUGCGGAGCAGCCUGCCAGUCUUCCAAUGCUGGACGAUCACUCAAAGCCAAAUGACCUUUCUAAUUCCAUGUCAGAGGUCAAAACGGGAGAAAGUGAGCGACAGCCGAAAGAAAGCUUUUUUCAGUUUCUUGGGAACUUAUUCAGUAUCUCAGGAAAGUCAUCUCUUGGGGAAGUUAAACAGUCUUCUUUCAAAGAUGACCUGGAUAAAUCUGAGAAAGGCCCACAGAUUCCCAGCGGCCCUCCUGAUGAGGGGAUCCAGGGGGAGAAGGAAAUUGCCAGCAGUCCUGUGAGGAUUCAGGUACUUCCUGUGGAUGAACAAGAGUCUAACUCCUCAGAACUGUCUGAUGCCUUUUCUUUGGAUACAACACAGGACAGCGAACAGGAAACCACUGAUAUGCUGAAAAGAGACACUGUUGGUAAACCCGAGAGGCCUUCGGUAACAUAUGCGACAUAUCGAGGCCCCACCCAAAUCAGGAAGUACUUGAAGCAGCAGACUGUGUUGGAAACUGUGCAUCACUUAGACAGGGAAGAUGAAAGCUCUGACUAUAGUACACACGCACAUACUGGCUCUAGAAAUAUAGUGGACCCUGUGACGGCCCCAUUGUCAUCAGCCAGCAAAAAGGGAGCCACAAAAGACUGUUUGCUUGGCGGUCCGUUAGAAGUCUCUGGCUACAGCCAAAUAAAUCUCAACAUAGAAAGUUGUCUGGAAAAUAACCCAGUCUUGCAGAAUAGUGCUUCAUCUGAGACUAUUUUAGAUAAAAAUAGCCAUGGAGGCUCUGGGAGAAGUUGGGCCUCCCCUUCUUCAGUGUCUAACCCCAGCUAUGUUGUUGGGGAAUCUGACUCACAGCCUGAGAGGAGUUUGGUAUGUUCGCCAUUGUUUAUAGGAAGUAGAAGCAGCCAACUCCCUUGUCCAGAAUUUCAGAGAAAAACUGCAACAGAAAAUACGUGGAGAGAAAACAGCUCUGUGAUGAGCGAUGGGGUGUCAGUGCCAAGAGAGGAACAUGUUGAGCCUCAGAGACCUGCUGUUUCUGAUUUCUCUUGUAGUAAAUCUGAUGGGAGUGUCACUACCAAAGUGGAAAGUACAAAUUUGUCAAGUCCAAAUAAAUCAAUUAGGCAUGAAGAUGUACGGUUGCCAGGGAGUAAGUGUUGUGACAAGCCAGCCGCAGAUAACCCAUCAGGAAAGAAUGUCAAUCACACCAGCAUUGCUGCUCUCCAGGGACAUGCUGUGACAGACUCGGAGCUUGUUAAUGAAGGAAAGAGGUUACCUGCACAAGAAUCACAGAAAAAUGUGGUUUCAGAAAUCAUGCAAGAAACAGAAGCUGCCUCUGGGGGUGAGCCCACAACUUUAAGUCAUCAAAGAGCUUCAGAAGAUGGAAUUGAGUCCUUACCCAAAGAUACUGAGCCACUGUGUAAAACAGAAACCAAAAGGCUUGGUUUGGAAGUACAUGGCAAAACUCACAAUAUGGCAGAACAUCAAGAGGAUCUUGGUUCUGUAAAAUACAUCAAUGACUCAGCAGAUGUAGCAAGCGUAGAAAGUGAGACAGCACCUCAAGUGAAUUUUGAACUAAAUAGAAAUCCUGUUUCAGAAUCUCCUUUUCAUGCAGAGAAUCCACAAAAUCCUCAAGUUUUUCCCGGUGCUGAGGCACUUCUUAACCCUGACUGUAAAACAUCUGAUUGCAGUGCCUCACCGUCCACCUUUGCUUCUGGACUCAACAUGCUCUGCAAGUUGGAUUCCCCUGGCUUAAAGAGAGAGCGAUCUCUGUCCAAUGAAGCUGGACAGGAACACAUUUUCUCUCAUCCUAGUGAGUGUCAAGAUGUAGGAAAUCAUUCUGAGGCUGCAGACAGGGAGACUCGUUCCCUUCACCUUGGACAUGCGUCUAUCAUCCUUGAGUCCAAGGAAACUCUUCCUGAUAGUGAAAAAUGCCAGUUUCCUCUAGGUCCUGAAACCGUUGGCACUCAUUUAGCUGGGGUAGAUCUGUUUGACUCAGAGCAUGGAGGUGUCUCUGAGGAUUACAAUUCUGUUUCGUCUCAUGGUAAGAAAGCAGGGUUAAUGUCCUCAAACACUAAAGCAGGUAGCCCCACAGAGAAGUCUGAUUCUCUUUCCUUGAAAACCCAAGCUGCUAAAAGGUUGCUCCAAGGAGAGGUUGCUGCUCAGAGCAGCUUCCCUGUUGCCUCACAUUCUGAAAAAGGGAAAGCCUCGUCCAAGCUGUCUUUCUCUCAAGCAGAACCCAGAGACAUUUGUCAGGAUGAACUUUCUUUUCCUCAGUUAACAGUUGCAGAUGAGCUCGCUGAGACUGUCUUAUCAGAAUUAAAUUCUCUGGUGAUUAAAAAGGGCAAAAAUGGUCAAUCAGUGGAUCACAAGGAGAUGACAGAAAUGUGUUUAAGUGGUGGCUUUAAAGAGCAUCAUCAGGCUGGGAUUUCUCCUGCUUCUCAACAUCACAGUGCACAAGAAACAGAGCUAGAUACCCUAGAUAAUCCUGCUCCUCGUCUCAAAAGCAAUCAGUUUGGGAUUGUACCUCUUGGACCAGAGGAGGAAUCCACGGGGCACAUGGCACAGAACUGUAAAGCUAGCAUGUGCAUAACCAGCCCAUCUUUGGCCUCUCGUACCACUAAAAAGAGUUCUAGUGUCACUGAAAUGGAAGAACUGAGUUCAGAUAAUAUUUCUCCAAAGUUCCAAGAAACUGACAACACACAAGUAUAUUCAUCUUUUCUGGGUUCUGACGCCUGUUUGGAGAAAAACGGGUUUACAUCCGAGGAUCCUAGCUCAGUCAGUGUACCUUCUCUGUUGGGGUCAGAAGGGGAAGCCUCCUCUCCCAGAGAAAACUCUUACGUCCAGACUGCUGGUGCUCGUAUUCCAGCUUCCUCUUGUCACUCUAAAGGAGAUAGCGCAGCCAUAGCUUCGCAUAAUCUCCCAAGUCAUUUUGAUGCUUUAAAAGUUACUGUAAAUCUCACAUAUGAAGGUGCUUCUGUUACUGACCCUCUGGGCCCUAAUAGUGCUGAUUUGGAAUUAGAGACGUCUAGCCCCAAAGGGGCAAAAGUGACACCAUGUCAGGGCUAUUUGGGGACUCAGACUAGGAAGGUUUCUCUUGGUUUCCCAGCCACUGACUGCUUUGACAAUCCCAUGAAGACAGAGACGGGAACAGUUGCUGGGGCGCCAGUGUCAGUUAACAGCUCAUGCCAGCAGUGUUCUGAAGCAUCUGCUGACCAGACAGAAGCAAGGAGAGGAGCACAUGGUCAACUUUUACUCAAAAGUGGUUUACUCUCCAAAGCUGAUACAUUGGUUGAGGAGAUUUUGAGUUCUGUUAGGGAAGAACUAAAAUCCAAAUACACGGUUGGUACCUGCCAGGAGCAUCCAGCCAAAGAUGAUAGAAUGAACCCAGGUACUGUGAAAGAAGAUAUCCCAUCAGAAGUGGCGUUAACGGGCAUCCAACUGAAAGAGUGUUUGGAAGAGAGACGUGUGGAAAAUAUGUCAGAGGUCAAAGAAGAAGAGGAGGACAGUGUUUCACCUGCAGUUGGUGAGACAAGUCUUCUUUUUGAUUUUGAUAGAGUGAAUAUCUCUUGUUUGUUAGAAGAACAGACCAGGGAAUUAGUCGAUGAGGUUAUUUAUGCAGUCCAAGAAAAUCUGACUGAUGCUUUCAGUGAUACUGAAAAUAUCCGGGCGUCUGAACCUCAGGCUAACACUUCAAAGAUUCUGAACAGUGGUGGCGUUAAACCACCUGGUGUCAUUAGGGACUUCUUGGUGUCAGAACAGGCAGUAAAUCAAAGCAUGUGUGAAAUUAGUGAAAAUAAACUAUUAGGUAAAUUCUCUUCCAUAAGUAACUUAGUAAGUGGCACUGAGUCAAUUAAAGGAAGAGAGAUUGUUCCCUGUCAGCAGCAGUCCCCAGGUCUUGGGAGUGGAGCUGAACAGUCUGAUCAUAUACAUUUGCAGAAAUCAGAGACUGUUUUACAAGCUGAAGGCAUGUCCCAUCCAAGGUUAGAUGAUGAAGUGAAGCCACAUUUGUUUGUCAGUGAGGACCAUAAAAAGGCAGCAGAAACAGAGUGUGUGGAUAAUCACAAAAUGGCAACAGACGAUACUAGAACUCUUGUAUUAAAUUCCAACUUGCCUCCAUUUGCAAAUGAUGAUCUCCACAUGCCUGGCACCUCCAAAAACAGUUUGUCUGACAGCCUUGUAUGCAUAUCUGAAAAAAGUUUGCCAGGACAUACCAAAAGCACACCCCUUGCAAUGUCAGAUAUGGGGAAAGCACACAAAAAGGAUAAUGAAGUAAAUGUAGGGAAAAUCACGCUUAUACCUUCCAUGUUAGAGAUAGGAAAGCCAAGUAAAAGGGAUGCUGAAUUGAAUAUUAUGAAACACGGAGCAGCCCCUCUUAUGUCACAGAAGGAAAAAGCAUGUAAAAAGGAUGCUGAAUUGAACAUUACAAAAGCUGAGUCAGAAGUUGACAUUCUUACAAGGGGAGGCAUAUACCAAAUGGAUGCUCAGGUACAUGUUGAAAAACCUGAGGAACCACCUGCCACUUUGGGAAUGGAAAAAGCUUAUAAGAUGGAUAGCGAAGGGGACAUUGGCAAACCUGAGGUGGCGCCUGCUAUGUCAGAAAUGAAAAAUGCCCAUCAAAAAGAUGCUGAGGGAGAUAUUGUAAAGACUGAGAUAACACCUGUUUCAAUUGGGAUGGAAAAUAUUUGCCAAAAGCAUGCUGAAGGGGAUGUUGGAAAGGCAGGGGUCGCAUCUGUUCUGUCAGAGGUGGAAAAUACCUACCAAAAAGAUGAUGAGGGGAUUGCUUCCAAAGCUGAAGGGACGGAUUCCUUAGCAAUGGAAAACGCUUACCAAAAGGAUGACGAAAGCGGUGUUGCAAAGACUGAUGUGAUAGCUGUUGAAUUGGAAAUGGAACAUAGUGACCCAAAGGGCUCUGAAGGAGAUCCUGACAACACUGAAGGGAUGUCUGUUAGGUUCACAGCGGGAAACGCUUAUCAAAAAGACACUGACGGGGUUAGUGGAAAGAUAGAGCGACCUGUGUCAGAAAUGAAAAGUACUUACCAAGAGGAUGCUGAAGAUGUCUGUAGAAAUGCUGUAAUGGUCCCAUUUGUGUCAGACGUGAAAGAAACAUGCCACGAGACAGUACAUUCUUCCUUGGCUAUUUUGGAGAAAAGAGUCCAAAGAGACACGGAACAGUCAAAUGGAACAACUGAGUCUGUGCCUUCUAAGAUAGAAAUGGAAAUAACAGCCCCGAAAGAUUCUAGUGGCAGCAUCGAGAACCCUGAAGUGUUGCCUACAGAGGUAGCCAUCGAGAAAACCAAUGGAACACCACCAGAAGUGACCAUUACACAAGUGGAGGUCAUGCGUUCUGUUGCUGAGAGUGAAAAAGGUCCUCAAGAGUACGUGGAGAAGAGUGUUGAAGAAAGAGAAGAGUGGUCUGGUGACGUAAAGGAGGGAUUGAUCCCGCACGAUGACAGUCUGGCUUUGCAUUUCCGAGGCUAUGAGUCACCGACAUUAAGUAAGGAUUAUGAGGGCUACCCUGCCUUAGCAAUGCCAGAUUUUCGAGAGGAAGACACGGUAGUAAGGUUCAACAAAAUAAAGUCUGUUACUUCAGUAUAUGACAAGAGGAGAGAUCUGGAUUAUAGCGAUGAAAAGGAAGAGUCGCAUUUAGCCUUUAUUCCUCAGGAUGAACAAGAGAAUUCCUCCUUCACUAUCUUGUACGAGGAGCCUCUUCAGGAGGAGGACAAAUAUGCUCCCACUGAAUUAAGAGGGACACAGUCUGUCUUAUUUCCCGACACUUCCUCCAACAGCAUGCCUGGCCUCGCGUGUGAAAGGUCUGAGAGCAGAACUGACCUGGUCCAUCACUUGGAAAAAGAAGGUAAACUGGGUGAGGCAUUUGAUGGAGACAAUUCAGAAAUGUUCCUAUCAGUGGAAGCCAAAAGGUACAAAAUUUAUCCCCUAGCUUUGAGUCCCAUUUAUGAGGAUGACAGCUCACAGGAGGACGUCCUGUCCAGCGAGGUCUCGCCUGGUCACCAUGGCUCCACAAAAUCAAGGGACAGCGCCAACCAGCCGUCAUCUGUCCUGUCCCUCCUCCAGUCGGUGUCGGAGCGCUUACAGAGAAAUUUCGAUGGAGACGACAGGCAGGUGGCUGAGGAUGAGGAGGAGGAAGCAGCAGCAGCUUCCGGGAAGGGUUGGCGAGCUGAAAGGAGGGAGCGUGUCACCUUCGACUUGGCAGAUCCCUCCAUCACCUUUUACCCUGACGACGACCAGGAAAGCCCUGGACUCUCCAGGCCCUACGUGGAGGCCAGUGAACCGACCACUUCCAACCUGCAGCUUGGCCUGUGGCCAGAAAAGGCAUCCCUUCUGCAGAAAUCAGAUUUGACUUCCAAGCUGCACUCUUCCCUGAAGAGUGCCUAUCAUCAGUAUCUGCAGACUUCCAGGACGCAUUCCUCAGACGCAGGAACCAGAUUUGGUGGUGUCUCUCAGGAGCCAGUGUCCAAGUACUUCCGCGUCCAAGACCACUCAGGCAGAUUGAGUCCGUACAUAGAGAAUGUUGACACACAAACUCUGAGGUGUAACCCAAGGCCUGGAAAGAUGAUUAUCUAUGAUCUCCAUGGAAGUAAAUAUAAACAAGAAGUCUACUGUAAUGUUCCUGAUGCUACAACAUGGUCUUUCCCGAAUGGGGCACUGAUAAAAGUUGUAAGGGGCUGCUGGAUUUUAUAUGAGAAGCCCCAUUUCCAAGGUCAGAAAUGUGUUUUGGAAGAAGGGGAAAAGGUCUUAAAUCGGGAUUGGCUUCUUCAGAACAAGAAGCACCCAGAAAGAAACUUUGUCCUGGGCUCUAUCAAGCGUGUCUUAAAGGAUUGCAGCAUUCCGGAGAUAGAGCUGUACCCCGAGUCCGACCCUGGGUGCUGCCCUAUCUACAUUCAUCGAGCUGUGCCCAAUCUGGAAGAACUGAACAUCCCCAAGUCUGCGUCCUUCAUGGUGAAGUCGGGCGUUUGGCUGGCCUACCCAGAUAUUAAUUUUAAGGGGCAAGCUACAAUUUUGGAGGAGGACCAGGGGCUCUUUGAGAUUUCUGCAGCAGAAAUGAAAUCACUGCAUCCUCUUCAAAUGGGCGGACUGAAAGUGGAAAUGCCUAUGAACUUAAAGGUUAUCCUUUAUGAAAAACCUCACUUCCAUGGACAUACCAAAGAAUUUAGCGAACACAUAGAUUCUGUCCCUAAGUUUUUAAAAAGUGAUAAGGACUUCCAUGGCAUUGGAUCAAUUCGUGUCAUUGGUGGAGUGUGGGUUGCCUAUGAAAAGGAACAUUUCAAAGGCCAGCAAUUCCUACUUGAAGAAGGAGACUUUGAAGAUAGCAGUGUUUGUGGGGCAUUGAGUGGCCCCAUCAUGUCUUUCCGGUACCUACAAGCUAACUUUAUAGAGUCUGCUGUCACACUGUUUGAGUCUGACAUGGAAAGGGGGAAGUUCAUCGACAUUACAAAUCAGGAAAUUUCGGACCUAGAAGAAAUCGGGUUUGGCAGUGAAACCAGAUCCAUUUACGUGAAGAGUGGCGUAUGGGUUGCCUACCGCCAGAAGUUCUUCUGUGGAGAUCAGUACAUUUUAGAGAAAGGAAAAUACAAAUGCUUUUUUGAUUGGGGAGGAACAAGUAAUACAAUCUUGUCGAUCCGACCAAUCCAGCUGGAACCACUUGGGAUAAAUGAGCCUCCACAUUUGCUCAAAGCAUUCAGUAAAGCAGGCUUCCAAGGCGAGUGCAUAGAUUUUAUAAAAGAAUGCUCUGACCUGACCUCAUUCUCGCCAUCCUCCUUCAAGGUUCUCCGUGGCUGCUGGCUCCUGUAUUACCAAGAAGAUGUCUUCUAUCAUCAGUGUGUAUUGGAAGAAGGCCUCUACGUUGACCUUACUUCCUGUGGCUGCCCAUCAGCUAGAGUCAGAGCUCUCAAGCCCAUUGACUACGUUUUUGAAGAACCUUCCAUCAGCCUUUUUGCCCUGGAACACUGUGAGGGAAGAGAGUUACAUCUUGAAGACGCUGUGAAUUCUGUUUUGAACAAGGACCUACACUUCUAUACCCAGUCUGUGUGGAUAAAGAGUGGAUUAUGGAUAGCUUAUGAAGGAUCCAAUUUCUUGGGAAGGCAAAUCCUCCUUGUGCCUAACGAGAUCCCAAACUGGACAGCAUUUAGUGGGUGGAAAACAAUUGGUUCUAUCCGCCCUAUGAAGCAGCCUGCAGUGUACAUCAGAAUAAGGAACCGAGCCCAGGAUGAGUAUUUGACAGUCACUGGGAACCUAGCUGAUGCACGGACAAUGUCCGUGUGCAUCUCUCCCUACAGUGGGAAGGACACUCAGAUCUGGCACUACUGCCGGGGACUCUUUAAAUCUAAGGCCAGUGAUACAUGUCUUGAUGUGAUUGGUGGCCGGGACACACCUGGAGCCAAGGUAGCCUUGUGGACUGAACAUGGACAGUUCAGGCAGAAGUGGAGACUGAACAGAAAUGGAACUAUCAGCUCUUACCUCAGUGAUGAACUUGUCCUGGAUGUUAAAGGUGGAAACUAUUAUGAUAAAACUCACAUUAUUGUCAAUCAGCCCAUGGAAGGAGAAGAAACACAGAAAUGGGACAUUGAAAUCUUGUGAGAAUCACAAAGACAGUUGCACCCACUCAUUGCCCUGUGUGCAUGGGAAGGAAGCUGCCGUGUCCACAAUGCUCACACAAAAGAUCUUUCUCCUAAGCAGUGAAACUAUUGCUCCAUGGAAAAGCUAAAAAUAUUUUCACCGGUUAUGCAGUGUCCUUGUGAAGCAAUGUAAUGAUUUUUCCUGAUGGAUUCAGUUGUGGUGACCAAUUUCCUGAAAUCUGUACUCCGGUUUCCUAACCACCAAAUAUGAAUCCCAUUCUUGAUGGCCUGACAGUGCUGUUACCUGCAUUAGUAUUAUAUUAGCAUCCUGUUCCAUGCUUGUGUGAGUGAGAGUCGGGGGUUUAGCACCACUGAAGAAACAUUUAAUAAGCUUUCGUAUUAAGCUGUUGCUGUAUUAAAAUAAACCGCAGGGUUUCUAUAUAGAAGCUUUUUAUAACAAACACCCAUAAGUAUUUAUACUCUUCAAUGAACUGAUCUCAGGAAGGGAUUUCGGCUUCUUGAGGCAGAAGGCACUAGUACUCUGUAUUUUCUGCUCUGUGGCCAAUCUUUACUGCUUUCUAACUACAAAUGUAUAAAUAACCUUGGAGCACCCACCAGGUAUCCUGGUGUUAACCAAGAUGUUCUAAAGUAACAAUACUCUUAAUAGUGGUGACCUUACAUUUUGUCUGAUUUUGUCCUUAAGUAUAAAUCACUCUUCCUCGAGUAAAGGAUUACCCAAAGGUUCAGAUUAAGCAAAAUAGGGCUUCUAUUUUGUCUCUGCCACCUAACUUUCUCUACUCAGUGACAGACAAUUCAGGGUCACCAUCAUUACCUGUAUAGGUCAACAGCCUGCCCUUUCCUGAGAUGGACAAAACUAAUUAAGACAGUCACUGCUUUCAGUCCCAACUUUUGUCAGAAAGAAAACAAUACUCUUAUUUUUACUCCAGGAAUAUUUUAAAAAAUACCAACCACCUCUAUGCACUUUAGACUCAAAGACCUAACUUUGAGUAUUUUUUUUAUACACUUGGUCUUUCUAUGUAUAUACCGGUCUCUGGCUUUUCUGUCAUCUUCUAAGCAGUGUCUGGAAGCCCCUCAUAGGUGUGGCAGUAUUUCAUGAAACAUUUACUUUAAUGGGGACAGGGGCCAUGUAAAUUCAAAUAUAUGUAUAUUUUCAUUGUAAAAACAAUAACUUUCUAAGUUUUAAUUGUUAAAGUAUUUUUGGAGCCACUGAGGCUCUUUAAAGGAGUUAUUUUUUCUUCCAAAGAACCAAGACAAAGCCAGGUUAAUGACAUAAUUCUCUAUGACACAUGUCCUGGAGGAGUUGUGCCUUUUCUACAACACUGGAUUAAAUAAACUUGUCACAAGUCCUGA
Molecule: messenger RNA, 10229 nt
Organism: Myodes glareolus (Bank vole)
Lineage: Eukaryota; Metazoa; Chordata; Mammalia; Rodentia; Cricetidae
Gene: Crybg3
Product: crystallin beta-gamma domain containing 3
Biological process (GO): lens development in camera-type eye; visual perception
Molecular function (GO): structural constituent of eye lens
Source: RefSeq, a predicted model, not a curated record